AUGUGUGGUAUCUUUGCGUGUCACAACCAUCCGUCAAUAGCCACCUUCAAGACCACUGCGCUGCAGUGCGUCAAAUGCCUCCGGCAUCGUGGCCCUGACUGGUCUGGGAACUGGACGGGCAACAACACUAUCCUAUGCCACGAACGUCUUAGCAUUGUCGGUGUGGACACGGGCGCACAACCUUUGGUCAACGAUGAGGGGACAAUUGCCCUUGCUGUCAAUGGCGAGAUCUACAACCACCGCAUCUUGCGCAAGCAUCUCAAGACGCCCUACAACUUCAAGACCCACAGUGAUUGCGAAGUGAUAAUUCCUCUCUACCAGGAAUAUGACAUUGAGGCUCCGAACAAGCUCGACGGCAUGUUUUCCUUCGUCCUCUACGACAAGAAACAAGACCGAACAAUUGCUGCGCGGGAUCCCAUCGGCAUUACCUCGUUCUACAUUGGUCGAUCAAGCCAGACCCCGGGAGCUGUCUUCUUCGCCUCCGAACUAAAGGCUCUGGCUCCAGUAUGUGACCAGAUCGAUGCAUUCCCACCAGGCCAUGUCUACGACUCCAAGACCGACAAGCUCACGCGAUACUUCCAACCCUCGUGGUGGGACGAGAACAGAAUCCCAGACACACCCUUGGAUUACAAGCUGCUCAGGAAAACGCUGGAGAAGUCUGUGCUCAAGCGUCUCAUGGCUGAAGUGCCAUAUGGUGUUCUGCUCUCUGGAGGCCUGGAUUCAAGCCUGACGGCUUCGAUAGCGCAAAGAGAGUCUCUCCGUCAACGCGCAAUCAUCAAUGCCCAGAGCAAUGGUGCCGUCAAUGGUGACGGGCCUAAGACAGGAACCAAGCUGGUCGGCAUCGAUGAUGAUGACGAGCUGUCAACCGUCACCUUCCUUCCUCAGCUGCAUUCGUUCUCGAUUGGCCUGCCAGACGCUCCAGACACCAAAGCCGCGCUUGAAGUGGCCAACUUCCUGGGUACCAAGCAUCACGACUUCACAUUUACCAUUCAGGAGGGUCUAGACGCGCUGUCCGAUGUCAUCUAUCACCUCGAAUCAUACGACGUUACGACCAUCCGUGCCUCGACACCCAUGUACCUUCUCAGCCGAAAAAUCAAGGCCAUGGGUGUCAAAAUGGUUCUGAGCGGUGAGGGAAGCGAUGAGAUCUUUGGCGGCUACCUUUACUUCCACAACGCUCCAAACAAGGAAGAAUUUCACAAAGAGACUGUUAGGAGAGUCAAAAACCUUCAUCUGGCUGACUGCCUGCGUGCCAAUAAAUCCACCUCCGCAUGGGGUCUUGAAGCUCGUGUGCCUUUCUUGGACAAGCAAUUCCUCGAGGUUGCAAUGAACAUUGACCCCGCCGAGAAGAUGAUCACGAAAGACAGAAUCGAAAAGUACAUUAUUCGCAAAGCAUUCGACACCAGCGACGAGCCAGACGUGGCCCCGUAUCUGCCCGAUCAUAUCUUGUGGCGCCAAAAGGAGCAAUUCAGCGAUGGUGUUGGAUAUGGCUGGAUCGACGCUCUCAAGGACCACGCUGAGCUCAACGUAACAGAUGAAAUGCUGGCAAACCCUAAACCGGAAUGGGGUGAUGAUAUUCCAACCACCAAGGAAGCAUAUUGGUAUCGGUUGAUGUUCGACCAGCAUUUCCCCGCAUACUGUGCGUCUACAGUCAUGCGAUGGACGCCGAAGUGGUCGAAACAAACAGAUCCCAGCGGCCGAGCCAUUGCCAGCCAUGUCGCGAGAUAUGAGGAUGCUAAAAAAUAA
This is a messenger RNA of Capronia epimyces CBS 606.96, 1743 nucleotides long. RefSeq names its product asparagine synthetase [glutamine-hydrolyzing] 2. Gene Ontology annotation, cellular component: cytosol. Lineage: Eukaryota; Fungi; Ascomycota; Eurotiomycetes; Chaetothyriales; Herpotrichiellaceae. Gene Ontology annotation, molecular function: asparagine synthase (glutamine-hydrolyzing) activity. Bases 1 to 1743 code for a protein of 580 amino acids. The record is from RefSeq and is a predicted model, not a curated record. The transcript is spliced from 2 exons.